AUGGACUUCCGCCAGUGCGUUCACGGGCGCGUGAAAACGGGCGUGAAAGCGGACCUCGCACAUACCCAAUUCGACCGCGAGUUCCCAGCAAUGAUGGACCUUGUAGCUGACAUGGUUACUGCAACCCCGCGCGGCCCGGAAACUAGACAAUCUGCGUCGGGUCGCUUUCCCGACGGUUCCGUGCUCACCACCCUUCAUCGCGAUGGAUUUCUGCUCCAAAUAUGCAUCGAAUGGGGAGCUUGCGCUCCGGUUGCCUCCAACUCGAAGAGGCAUGACUCUGAUGAAUUUGUCAGCGUGCUAGCUGCACACGCAGGAGACUGCUUCGGCAUGCCUGCUCACGCAGAAAUGCCGCCCAAGCAAAGCUGCUUGCGCAGUAUUGCGCUUAAGCAGAGCAGCCCAAGCAUAAACACGCUCGAGCAGAGCCGCCUACGCAGGAAUGCGCUCAAGCGCAGAACCGCUUGGGCAGAGUUUUGCGCAAGCAAAGCUGCACACGCAGGAGUCCGCUUGGGCAGGCUCUCGGCCUGAACAGUAUGACGUGGAUAGAGGAAGCCACGUGCCAUUCGCUGCUGUCAGGGCUCAGCAUUUCUCAAAAACAGUGUUCACAGUGGCAGUUCUAGAUCACAUUCAUCGACUGUUCUCAAUCGAUGCAGCAGUCAGGAAACGGGCCAAGCGAGAGACACUCGAUGUAUUGCUUUGCGCU
Molecule: messenger RNA, 700 nt
Organism: Colletotrichum godetiae
Lineage: Eukaryota; Fungi; Ascomycota; Sordariomycetes; Glomerellales; Glomerellaceae
Exons: 2
Coding region: 1-525 (174 amino acids)
Source: RefSeq, a predicted model, not a curated record